Molecule: messenger RNA, 780 nt
Organism: Rotaria socialis
Lineage: Eukaryota; Metazoa; Rotifera; Eurotatoria; Philodinida; Philodinidae
Source: the annotation of a GenBank genome assembly
AUGUCGAUAUUUAGAUUGGCAACACUCAAUGUGCAUUCAUUCGUGGCUCAAUCAACGUAUUUGAAUAAUGUUUCUGACUUAGUAUCAAUUCUGAAACCACUUAAUCUAGAUCUAAUUGCACUUGAAGAAACAAAAAAUGAUACUAACUGGACAAGAUUUUGCCAAGAUCUCUCUUUACCUCAUUUAAUAUAUGGUGACUGUGAGCAAUAUCACUUUGGCGUUGGUAUUGCAUCACGUUAUCCAAUCAUCUCUUCUUUAAAUCAACGGACAAGUGUAUCAUAUCCAGGCGGACGUAGAUCUUUACUUCGAUGUGUGUUAGGUGGUGAUCAUCGAUUUCUUACCGAUCGAAUAUUUGCUGUGACACAUUUAGAUUAUUUAGAUGAAGAUGAUCGAUUACAUCAGAUUAAAGAAUUUAAUCCACCUGAACAAAACAUUGAUAUUUUAAUGGGUGAUAUGAAUGCAUUAACGCGAGAAGAUUAUUCAAAUGAUUACUAUCAACAUCGAGUUGUAGAUGUGCGAAAAAACGCUGCAUGGGAAUCGCCUCGUUUUGAAUUGACAAAUUUAAUAAAAAACGAAUGGAACUAUAUAGAUGCUUUUAGGUUAAUAAAUCCAACAUUGAAAAAUGAACAAGUAACAACGUGUUAUUACGGAACACGGAUUGAUUAUAUUUAUUUCCGACCGAAGAUAAAUGACUCAUGGAUGUUAUCAAAAUGUUGGAUUAUUGACACCAAAGGAGCUACAGAUCAUAACGCUGUCGUAGCAGAAUUUAAAGAAAAAUAA